AUGACCAGUGUUUCUGGGGCCCCAUCAAACAAUUCUACCAGAUACAUAAGAUGGUUCAAAAUUCCAAUACUUCCCUGCAACCAACCAUCUUGCCUUUCAGGCAAAGCAAAGAAGCCUUCAAUACCUCAGAUGAACCAUGCCUGGGACCCACCUCCUUCCAGAAAGCUUGACUGUCUCUCCUUCAGCCGUACAGUACCACAUCUCCACACCACUGUCUGUUGUCACUGCAUUCCAGAACAUGGAAAUCGGGGUGUUAAACUGGUUCACUGCAGUAGAUGUUCAGUUGGGUAUCUACUCCUUACUGGAACACCUCUGAUUUGGGGACCAUGCCGUGCCAAGGGGAUUAGAAGCUCACCACCAGAUGAGACCCAAUUCCCCCAACGUAAUUAUGACCUUGCCAGUGAACAAGAAUCAGAAGAUUGGGGCGGCAGUUUUGCAUGGACAGUGCCAAAACCCAUAAAGCCGGUUCCAUCAGUUCUGACGGGGGGAAGUGCUCAGACAACACCAGGUGGAUUUUCAGCCCGUCAAUUUUCUUGUGGUCUCAAUGUCACUGCUUGGCUUGUAAUUUUCACUGCACCUGUCAAAUUUGCACACAAUAAUGGAGUCGGGACAUACUCCAACAUCAUCAAUGUUUCAGAUAACAGUUGGCCAGACUGUUUUGGUAGAGCUGCCUGGGCUGCCAUUGCACAAUACUGCCACAGCAUUAAUUUUCCAUUACCCAAUUUGUGCCACCUACAAUACAUAUAA
Messenger RNA from Melampsora larici-populina 98AG31, 747 nucleotides. RefSeq lists its product as uncharacterized. The transcript has 3 exons. NCBI's taxonomy places the organism in Eukaryota, Fungi, Basidiomycota, Pucciniomycetes, Pucciniales, Melampsoraceae. The coding region runs from base 1 to 747 and encodes 248 amino acids. The record is from RefSeq and is a predicted model, not a curated record.